Molecule: messenger RNA, 735 nt
Organism: Linnemannia hyalina
Lineage: Eukaryota; Fungi; Mortierellomycota; Mortierellomycetes; Mortierellales; Mortierellaceae
Source: the annotation of a GenBank genome assembly
AUGCAACCCUACAAGCCCUUCCGAGUCGUCAAAAACGAUUCCAUUGAUGACUGGGUUGCCAAUCUCGACUUGGAUGCGCUGCAAGAGUAUGGCAGAGGACACACACCCAUCAACGUCCUUGUGCUCUAUGGAUCGCUGCGAGAGAGGUCCUUCUCCCGCUUACUCGCUUUCGAACUCGCCAGAAUUCUCGACCGACUUGGAGCCGACGUCCGUGUUUACGACCCCACCGGACUGCCCGUCAAGGAUGGCGUGUCAGAAAACCACCCCAAAGUUCAAGAGCUGCGGGAGCUUAGUCAGUGGUCCCACGCCCAUCUUUGGGUGUCUCCGGAACAGCACGGCAAUAUCACCGCCGUUUUCAAGAACCAAAUAGACUGGAUUCCUCUCGCCCUGGGCUCUAUCAGACCUACACAGGGGAGGACACUCGCCAUCGCUCAAGUGUGUGGCGGCUCGCAGAGCUUCAACGCUGUCAAUACGCUCCGGAUCUUGGGGCGGUGGAUGCGCAUGUUUACGGUCCAGAACCAGUCGUCGGUGCCCAAAGCUUGGAUGGAGUUUGAUAGCGACGAUCGCAUGAAGCCAAGUGAUUACCGCCAGCGGGUUGUCGAUGUCGCCGAAGAGUUAUUCAAAUUCACCAACAUUCUGCGACCUCAGAUGGAGUUCCUUACUGACAGACAUAGCGAGAGAGAAGAGAAGCUGAAAAACGGAAGAUUGCUGUCCCAAGCGGAGAAGCUUCAGUAA